AAAAAACACAGUUGCAUACACAAAAUGAAUAGAUUUUGCUCCAAAGUUUCUUUUCUUUUGUUGCUUCUUACUUUUAUUUUAACAACUUGUGUCUACUCGGAAGCUCAAAGUUGUCGUCCAAGCGGUAGAAUUGAAGGAAAGAAUGCUCCGGCAGGACAAUGUAAUCAAGAAAAUGAUUCUGAUUGUUGUGUACAAGGAAAAAUGUACACAACUUAUCAAUGUUCUCCAUCAGUGUCUACUUACACAAAAGCGUAUCUCACUCUUAAUAGUUUUCAAAAAGGUGGAGAUGGAGGCGGUCCUUCAGAAUGUGACAAACAAUAUCAUUCUGAUGACACUCCUGUUGUUGCACUUUCCACCGGAUGGUUCAACCACGAGAGUAGGUGCCUCAAAAACAUUACCAUCAGUGCUAAUGGAAAAAGUGUGGUGGCCAUGGUGGUUGAUGAGUGUGACUCUACAAUGGGGUGUGAUGAAGAACAUGAUUACCAACCUCCUUGUCCAAACAAUAUUGUUGAUGCUUCCAAGGCUGUGUGGAAAGCUUUAGGUGUGCCUCAAGAUCAAUGGGGUGGCCUUGACAUUACUUGGUCAGAUGCUUGAUAUUGUACAUUGCUGUUUCUAAGGUGUUUAAUUUAGUUAUAUUAUGCACUUUUAUUUCUCAUCUUAUUUGUAUCAUAUACUUGUUGUUAAUUAAGAAAAUACAGUACAUACCUUUAUUUAUAAAGCUCUAAUCCUAAAAUUAAAUGUGUUUUCAUAUUAAAACUCCAAAUUAUCUCUUACUAAACUUGGUUGGCAGAAUAAGAAGCAUUUUGGAAUU
Lathyrus oleraceus (garden pea) is the source of this 811-nucleotide messenger RNA. RefSeq names its product kiwellin-1. The transcript has a single exon. Lineage: Eukaryota; Viridiplantae; Streptophyta; Magnoliopsida; Fabales; Fabaceae. The record is from RefSeq and is a predicted model, not a curated record. Bases 25 to 594 code for a protein of 189 amino acids.